Besnoitia besnoiti is the source of this 1212-nucleotide messenger RNA. RefSeq lists its product as uncharacterized. The transcript has a single exon. Lineage: Eukaryota; Apicomplexa; Conoidasida; Eucoccidiorida; Sarcocystidae. The record is from RefSeq and is a predicted model, not a curated record. Bases 1 to 1212 code for a protein of 403 amino acids.
AUGAGGAGCCCCCUUUACACACGGCCCAUUACUUGCUUGGAUUUGCCGACCAGCGUUACCAUGAAGGAGCAAGUGAAGAAAAAACCAAAGGGGAGGGGGAAGGUGGGGUUGGCCUCUGCUUGCCGUCUCGCGGAAGCAUCCCGCGCCACAAGACCCGUAGUUUGUCACCCUUGGGCUUCGCCUGCGCGCCAACGCCAGAAGAAACGGAAGAGAUCCACCUCCCCAGAGGGCACGCAGGCUGCCUCCUCCUUUGCCGAUUUUCGGGCCUUUUCUUCUGGCUCCGCUCCUUCUGCUGCCUCUGAGUCCGCCCCGACGGGGUCGCCCGCGUCUGGUCCUGACGCCUCCCCCCUGCUUUGCACGACGAUUCGCAAGUCCCUGUCUCGCCUGUGUGGCGAUUCCUGCUCUGUGCGCAUCUUCCGCUUUCGUCCGCCUCUCGGUCCUCCCUCGGCUCGUUUUCUUCUCAGCCAGCAGCGCCGCCUUCUCCGUCGCAUGCUGCACAUCCACGCCACUCCUCCGUGUAACGCCGCGCAGCUGUCAAGAGCCGCCGCGUGCGGUUCGUCUCGCGAGUCCGCCACGGAAAACAAAAGCCUUGCCACGAAGGGAAUCACACAGCGCGCAACGAGAGGGGGGCUUGCAGCAGUGAACGCGCCAGACGCGCCUCUUCCCAAAUCGUCUUCUGCUGCAACUCCUUCCCCGUCCAGCUGCGGCUCGCUGUGCAGGUGGUGCGACACCACUCGCUUCAGCUGCCCGCCGAUGCUGCAUCUUCCCUGUUGGAAGAGCGCCUUCCGGGUGGAGGAGGGCGACAGCGAAUGCGAAGAAGAGACACACAGCCAGACACUGGACCCAGACGGCAUGCAGAGCCCGACGCAAGAAGGCAGACGCGCGGGGGCGGGCGAGGCGUCUGCAGAGAGUCGCUUCAGAGAUCGCAUCAGCGGCGACCACGCGCUCGCGCCGCCCGACUUGUUCAGCUCCUUUCAAAGCCGGCACGUGCUGUACGUCCACCCGCAAGUGGUUCUGAAGGAAAACCCCGAGACCGGAUGCAGCCUCUUCCUCAGGGGCGACGUCCAGCAUGGGACGCUUCUCAUGGCGGCUCGGAGUCUCGUCUGCUCGUGGGUAAGUGACGCCAAGGAGCUGAAGCGAAAGGGCAAAAGCAGACCGGAAAUCGACAUGCGGCGUCUGCCUCAAGUCGUGCCUGAGGAGGCUCCACGGUAG